GCAGCGCAGCAGAUCGCUGCAUGACAUACCUCAAGAAGAACCAGCGCUGGGGGGGGGGGUCUGUGGCGUGGCCGUGGGAAGACCUAUCCCUGGGGAGUGGUAGUUCUGUGGCCGUGCCUGAAGCCGCUCCCCACAAGUCUGCCUGCUCCCGCACUCGCUACCGGUCCUGUGGGGAGCCGCUGUGGCCGUGUUCAGGCGGCUCCCCGCGCCGACAUGCCCAGGUUAAAGAUGGCGCCCGCGCGUCUAAGCGCUUAUGCGCAUGCGCCGGGCCGUCCUUCAGGGGGCCGGCUGACGUUGGGGGGGGGGGGGGCGGGGCUCUCUCCCGACGCGCAGGACCCGGAAGUGAGGGCCGAGGCGCGUCUUUUAAAUCUAUAAAUACGGCAGCAGGUGCAGGCAGCCAGCGGGGCACAGUUUCUUGUGCUGAAGUAGGAUCCAGCUGAAGCAUGUCGGAACCUACAGAUGGACGCGCUGAACCCCUGGACCCCUUGAGGCCUCCAAGUCCGAUCCCAAAGCCUCCUAAAAAAUCAUCCUCCAAGUCCAAACACAAGGAGUGUGCAGACUGUAAAACGGCUCUAUCUGCAUCCUAUCAGAAAUCUCUGUGCACAGCAUGUAUAGACAAGCUGGUAGCGGAACAGUCCAAGACCCUUACAAGAUCUAUGAAGUCCCUAAUCAAAGCGUCCUUCAAGGCGUUCAGUAAAGGCCGUGCCAGAUCCCCGGAUAAAGCCACAAAAUAUGAUAGUAGGGAAAUGGACUCGUCCGAUAGUGAAGCCAGAGAAUCCGGACAGUUAGAUUCCAGUAAUUUGGACUCCUCGGACGAGGAAUAUUCAGGGAAGUCCUUUUUUUCCCCUGAUGAUACGCAGCCGUUACUAAAAGCGGUCCGAGCAACUAUGCAAUUGGAGGACAUUAAGGAGACCAGAUCGGUUGCAGAUCAGGCCUUCCAGGCUUUAGGCCCUAAGAGACAUAGAGUUUUUUCUGUACAUGAGAGCAUGCAGGCGAUUAUUAAAAAGGAGUGGAAGAAUCCCGACAAAGUUCUUCAUACCCUCCUCGGUUAAAAGAAAGUACCCUUACGAAGAAAAAGUGUCCUCAAGCUGGGAUAGGGCCCCUACGGUGGAUGCACCAGUCGCCAAGAUUGCAAAAAAGUCUGCCCUCCCCUUUGAUGAUUUAGGUUGCCUCUCGGACCCUUUAGACAAAAAAGCGGAUAUAUAUCUUAAACGGGCUUGGGAGACGUCGGCCGCCUGUCUCAGGCCGGCAGUCGCAGCCACUUGGGUUUCCCGGUCGCUGAGACUAUGGAUUGACCAGCUAGAAACGCACCUUAAAGAAAAGAGGCCUAGAGAAGAGCUCCUAGCCUCUCUCCCCUCCUCUUUAAUCCCUUAUCACUCUCUCCGGAGAACAAUUUAUUUCUUCCACUGGUGUUGGGUGGAGGUGUGUCCUUUUUAUCUUCUCAGGUUUCCUGUCCUGAUGGGAGGUCCUGAGUCGCACUGGGUGCCGUCAUGGGUAUUGAGAAAAACGA
Bufo gargarizans (Asiatic toad) is the source of this 1510-nucleotide messenger RNA. RefSeq lists its product as uncharacterized. The record is from RefSeq and is a predicted model, not a curated record. NCBI's taxonomy places the organism in Eukaryota, Metazoa, Chordata, Amphibia, Anura, Bufonidae. The transcript has 2 exons. Bases 444 to 1052 code for a protein of 202 amino acids.